AUGGCCACACAGGCCACUGUGCAGCUUCCUGAGCUCCCCUACUCGUACAGUGCUUUGGAGCCAAUCAUCAGCGGUGAGAUCAUGGAGCUGCACCACAGCAAACAUCAUCAGGCCUACGUGAAUGGCUACAACACAGCCUACAAGCAAUUCAAGGAGGCUGAGGAGAAGAAGGACGUUGAGAAGAUUGUUCAGCUGCAGAGCGCCAUCAAGUUCAACGGUGGAGGUCAUGUCAACCACACCAUUUUCUGGAAGAAUCUGACUCCUCCCGAGGACUUUGAGCCUCCAAGCGGCGAGAUCGCAAAACAGAUUGAGGCCGACUUUGGGUCCCUCGACAAGCUCAUCCCCAUGUUCAAUGCAAAGACUGCUGCCAUUCAGGGGUCUGGCUGGGGCUGGCUGGGUUACAGCAAGGAGCAUGACAAGCUGGUGUAUGCCAGCACACCAAACCAGGACCCCCUUGUCACCCAGGGGCUGGUGCCAGUGCUGGGGGUGGAUGUGUGGGAGCAUGCCUACUACAAGCAGUACAACAACCUGCGCCCAGAGUACCUGAAGAACAUCUGGAAGAUCAUCAACUGGAAGGACGUGGACGAGCGCCUGCGAGCAGCCAAGGCCUGAGCAUCCUCCCUGUCAGAUUCCUCUCACCUUGGACCAGGGCUGACUUGCUCGGAUGGCUGCUAUUCAAACCUUGCAGCUGGCCUGCACGGCUGUCAGCUGAUAGGGGCCAUGUGAGAAGAAAGCUGGUGAAGCAGCACUUAUGUGUAUGAGGAGUCCUCCUGUGUUUUUGAGUCAGGCUGUGGCUUCUGGUGCAAACGUGAUGGCGAAUUCGUGGAUUGGGCACUGUUGAUGAGCUGUUGUGAAUUGUGUUUAAAGAUUAUGCAGCAAAGCUACAGGAAGGAUAUGAGGUCAUUGAAGGCGUCACUGUCUCAUGAAAGAUUUGUGUGUGUGGUUGUGUGUUUGUAUGUGUGUGAAAGGACCUCUCAUAAUGCAUGUGAGCUGUUUGCAUUGAUCUCUAUCCCUGAUCAGUACCCCUGUCGCAGAAGGUGCAGUUCUUGGUUUCUGGUGCUUCUGAGACAUGAGAUCAUGACCAUUGAAGCACAUUGGUUGGGCGUUUGGCCAAAUUCUAGAGUGGGACUCUUGCUAGGAUGUCUGCUGGAUAUGCUAGCAGCGCUGUAUACCAUGUUUGCAGCAGUUGUUUUCAGUUCGACGGUGUGCGAGUGCAUGGCAAAUGGCGCCUUUCCCUUCCUCAAUGAGCUUUUUGGCAAUGAUGAAAUCAUUUGAGCGUGUUUGCCAAGAUCCUGACUCUAGAGAUCUGUCCGAACUGUGUCCAGAGCAUUGUCGUCUAAGCAGGGUUCACAGACCUCUGGGCUCUCGCCAUUAUGGCACACAUGAUUGCAUGGUUUUGUACAGUUGUUGAUGCGGUCAGUGACCGCCGGUCACCAUCAAGAUCUGUUUAGCCAUCAUAGCCAACUCCCCUUACAUAGUGUUAACUCGCAAAUUCAAUAGAC
Messenger RNA from Coccomyxa subellipsoidea C-169, 1502 nucleotides. Its product is annotated as superoxide dismutase [Mn]. The transcript is spliced from 7 exons. The coding region runs from base 1 to 612 and encodes 203 amino acids. Lineage: Eukaryota; Viridiplantae; Chlorophyta; Trebouxiophyceae; Coccomyxaceae. Gene Ontology annotation, biological process: superoxide metabolic process. The record is from RefSeq and is a predicted model, not a curated record. Gene Ontology annotation, cellular component: mitochondrion. Gene Ontology annotation, molecular function: metal ion binding; superoxide dismutase activity.